AUGUCGAAACGAGCUCGCCAGGACUCGCUCGCCUUGUCGCUAUUCAACGCCUACAAGUCGAACCGGUCGCUCUUCCUCAAUUCGUCCUACAUUAUCCUCAUCACCGCUGCUUUUGCUGGAGCAACCAACUCUGGAGCGAAACCGAAAAAGAAGGGCUCAUCCGGCCAUGAUUCCGGGCUUGAUAAGAAACCGCCCAAAAUGACAAAGGAAGACUUCCGUGCGUUGAUGCAUUCGGCGCUUCCUUCCGUCAAAAAUUCCGCCGUUAGCUACUUAUUUGCCCACUUGGUGUUAUUGGUUGCUAGAGCUAUGUUGACCAUCAAGGUUGCCUCGCUAGAUGGUAAGUUGGUGGGUGCCUUGGUGUCCAAGAAGCUCCGAAAGUUUGGCCAACUUUUGGCCUUCUGGAUGUUCUUGGGAAUCCCUGCCUCUUUGGUAAAUGCCUCCCUUAAUUGGACCAGAGACAAGUUGCGCCAGCAGUUGAGGACAAACAUGAACAAUAGCCUUAUGGAAGACUACUUGCCCGACAACUUGGAUCCAAAUUAUUAUGCGCUUAUCCAGUUGUCUGACAGCAAGGUGCGUGACCCCGAUCAGAGAAUCUCCACCGAUGUGUCCAGAUUGGCACUGGCACUUGCAAGUCUCCCAGGACAAAUCUUGAAACCCACUUUGGACUUGCUUUUGUGUGCUAAAGAGCUUUCUAAGAGUGGUGUCGGUAGCGGUGAGGGCACUCUCGCUCUUGGAAUCUUAGCCCAUUGUUCCACAACCAUCCUCAGAUUCUUCUCUCCUCCUUUUGCCAAAUUGGCAUCAGAGAAGGCCAAUUUGGAGGGUCAACUUCGUUCGGGCCACUCCAAGAUCGUGGCAAACAACGAGGAGAUUGCCUUUUUGCUGGGCCAUGAGCGAGAGUUGGACUACAUCGACUAUUGCUACUACCAAUUGGAAAGAUUCCUCAAGAUGGAGUACUGGAAGCGAGGUAUCCAUGAGAUUGCUCAAACCUUCAUUGUCAAGUACUUCUGGGGUGCUGCUGGUUUAGUCUUGUGUUCUGCACCAAUCUUCAUCAACAAAUACUUGGGAAAGGCCCCAGAUCCUAAUGCCACUGGUGAGUUCAUCACAAACAGAAGAUUAUUAAUGAGCGCGUCGGAUUCGUUGGACAGAUUGAUCUACUCUAGAAGAUUCUUGCUUCUGGUAAUUGGCCAUGCCUCCAGAGUCACGCUUUUCCAACAGGCUUUGUAUGACAUCAAGAGAAAGAGACUCGCCAACCCAUUGGAAUCCAAUGAAGGUAAGGGUCAUGUAUCUUUCGGCGAAGAGAUCACUUUUGACGAGGUCCGUCUUGUGACUCCGGCAGAUGUUACAUUGAUUGAGUCUUUGAACUUCAGCAUCAAGCCAGGUGAACAUCUUCUUAUUGCUGGCCCCAACGGUGCCGGUAAGUCGUCUAUGUUCAGAAUGUUGGGUGGAUUAUGGCCAUGCAAGAAGGGACACAUCACCAUUCCUACUUCCGAAAACAUGUUCUACUUGCCUCAACGUGCAUAUCUUUGCAAAGGUUCUUUAAGAGAACAGAUCAUCUACCCCCACACGUUGGAACAGUACAAGACCAAUAAACACGGCAAGACAGACGCAGACUUGGCCGAGAUCUUGAAGAUUUUAGACCUUGGAGAUUUGGUAACUUCAGAAGAGUCAUGGGAUAAGGUGAUGAACUGGAACGAGGAGUUGUCAAUUGGUGCUCAACAAAGAUUGGCCAUGGCCAGAUUGUACUACCAUCAACCCAAGUUUGCUGUUCUCGACGAGUGUACGUCGGCAGUUUCACCCACUAUGGAGCAGUUCAUGUACAAGCAUGCCCAAGAGAUAGGAAUUUCGUUGCUCUCGGUGGCACACAGACCUGCUUUGUGGCACUUCCACAACCGGUUGUUGAAGUUAGAUGGCAAGGGAGGCUACUUCUUUGGUCCGCUAGAUGCAGAAAGAAGACUCAAAUUCGAGGAGGAGAGAUUGAAAUUGGAGAAGAAUUUGAGAGAUGUUCCUACGUUGAGAGACCGUCUCGAAGAAUUGAGGAAGGUUUCAAGUGCACAGCACAUUCGGUACGAGAAUUCGCACCGCAAUUUGGUGGAGUUGGGAAGCUGA
Messenger RNA from Sungouiella intermedia, 2106 nucleotides. Lineage: Eukaryota; Fungi; Ascomycota; Pichiomycetes; Serinales; Metschnikowiaceae. The record is from the annotation of a GenBank genome assembly.